GAACUGUCCAGAUCACAAUAUACACAAUUGAAUACCAAUUCUAGGCAAAGUCUACUUUGCCUGAUGUACUCCUAAACAUACAUAAGUAAAAAUGAAUUUUUUUAAAACUACACACAAGAAGCUUGAAAUUUAAACAAGACUAUAUAGUGUAUAAUUCUUUUGGAGGAAAUUAUCUCUUCCCAUUUUUUUAAAACCUGAUUUUACCAUCACCCAUUUAAAUAAUUCAUGUUAUUCAAGCCAACUUAGUACUACUAGUGUCACUCUUGCAACUUUUACCUAUUUAUUUUUCAGUAUCUCAAAUCACCAAACACACAGUGAAAGGAUAUGGUCCUAAAGUACUUAUCUUUCCUAAAAAAAAAAUCAGCCUGACCGGGCACGGCAGCUCACUCCUGUAAUCCCAGCACUUUGGAGGCCGAGGAGGGUGAAUCACGAGGUCAGAAGAUUGAGACCAUCCUGGCCAACAUGAUGAAACCCUGUCUCUACUAAAAACACAAAAAUUAGCUGGACAUGGUGGCAUGCAACUGUAGUCUCAGCUACUCAGGAGGCUGAGGCAGGAGAAUCACUUGAACCUGUGAGGCGGAGGUUGCAGUGAGCUGAGAUCUUGCCACUACACUCUAGCCUUGGUGGCAAAAUGAAAUUGUCUCCAGGAAAAAAAAAAAAAAGAACCUACCUUAGCUGGUUGUUGUGGUUCACAUUUGUAAUUCCAGCAACUCCAGAGGACAAGGAAGCAGGAGGAUAGCUUGAGACCAGGAGUUUGAGAUCGGCCUAGACAAUAUAAUGAGACCCUGUCCCUAAAAACAAAAUUUAAGAAUUAGCUGGAUGUAGUUAGUAUCUCAUGCCUGUAGUCCCAGUUACUUGAGAGGCUGAGGCAAGAGGUAUGAUUGAGCCGAGGAGUGGGAGGCUACAGUGAGCUAUGAUCACAUCACUGCAACUCAGUCUAGGUGACAGAAUGACAGAGUGAGACCCCAUCUCAAACACACACACACACACACACACACACACACACACACACACACACACAUUGUCCUUUAUCCCUUCUUAACCUGACAAGUUGACUGAUUUGUCUUGAGGGUUGGAUCGCCAAGAUAAAUCCCUCACAUUCAAACUAGUCCCCCAAUGUCUGUCAAUCCUAUUCCUAACAACAAAUUGCCACCUUUCCUCCACUCCACAGUGCCCUCUGGAAGGGUCACCAAAAGACACUAUGACCAUAGCAAAAUAUGAUUCUUGACACAGAACCAGAAGUUAUUUUCAAUUCAUUUUGCUUUUUUUCCUAUUUUAGCACAAUAAUGAUAAUAUUUAAAGUCAUAUUUUUCUGUGCUAUAAUUAAAACUGUUAUUUCAAUUGAAUUUGAAAUAGAAUUCAUGGUCUAAAAUAGACUGAAUCCCAGUGUGAACACAUAUUUGCAUGCCUUCUUGGUCUCAGCUCAGUGGGUGGGAGGGGGAGCGUUUCUGUAUUCCUUUAGCACACACACCCUCACACAAUUCCUUUUUUUUAAACCUCACAGAGUAUUUUUUACAUUUGCUAGACCAUCUCACAAGACCUAGGCUCACAAAACUCUGGCAUCCUUUGGAUUAACUAAACCCAUGGUUCCCCAAGAUGGGGAGCAGGAGGGAGCCUCGAGGCAGCCCAGACUCCGAACUGCAAACCUCUUUCCAGAACUCCAUUGCCACACCUUGGCAUAUACCAAAUGUUGACAAAGAAGGCUGUUCCCAUACAAGGGCCAAUUUUAGAGCAAGCUGCCCAUGGUUGCAAAUAAAAAAACUGUAAAACCCUCAACCCCAAAGCUGUGUGUAGUGCUUUUGUGUGUGACAGAGCUGGGGCAGAGCUCUCUGAUGCUCUCAGGAAAACCAUACCCUUUGCUCGUGGUAGGCAGCCCCUGGUGGCUGCUCUGCCCUUGCCAAGUGUUAUGUUUCCAAGGUCUGUGGUCAUGGUUCACAUUCGCUGCAAAACACCCUCCCACCCUUGCAGAGAAAGAGUCUUUUGUGCAGCAUCCUUUAAAGGGUGAUUCGUCCCACUUGAGUUCUCUCUCCUGGUGCAGUGUUGCUGGUGGGUUAAUUAGAACAUCGCCAUGAAGUUCAUCCCUUGCCUCCUGCUGGUGACCUUGUCCUGCCUGGGGACUUUGGGUCAGGCCCCAAGGCAAAAGCAAGGAAUCACUGGGGAGGAAUUCCAUUUCCAAACUGGAGGGAGAGAUUCCUGCACUAUGCGCCCCAGCAGCUUGGGGCAAGGUGCCGGGGAAGUCUGGCUUCGCAUAGACUGCCACAACACAGAUCAGACAUACUGGUGUGAGUACAGGGGGCAGCCCAGCAUGUGCCAGGCUUUCGCUACUGACCCCAAACCUUACUGGAACCAAGCCCUGCAGGAGCUGAGGCGCCUUCACCAUGCGUGCCAGGGGGCCCCGGUGCUGAGGCCAUCCGUGUGCAGGAAGGCUGGGCCCCAGGCCCACAUGCAGCAGGUGGCUUCCAGCCUCAAGAGCAGCCCAGUACCCAACCAGCACCCUGAGGCUGGGAUGCCAUCUCUGAGUCCCAAGGCCUCAGUGAAACCCACAGAAGCAAGACAGCUGGGAAAGGACUCGAUGGAAGAGCUUGGAAAAGCCAAACCCAUCACCCAACUCACAGCCAAAGCUACCCAGGCUGUACCCAGGCCUGGAGGGAAUGAGGAAGCAAAGAAGCAGCCCUGGGAACACUGUUGGAAACCCUUCCAGGCCCUGUGUGCCUUUCUCAUCAGCUUCUUCCGAGGGUGACAGGUGAAAGACCCCUACAGAGCUGACGUCUCCCUGACAGAGAAAAACCUCUUUUUAUAUCAUGCUGCUUUCAGUCCAACGUUUUCACACUGGAUGAAGGGAGUUUCUAAUCAGACGCACCUGCCCAAAUUCUUGAUCUGCAGUCCCUGAAGUUUGGAAAAGAAACCCUCCUUUCUGGAAGGAGCCGACGGGCCCAAGAGUGACAAGCAUACACAUCUACUUUCUAUCUGUAGAAGCUUUGCUUUGUUGAUUAGAGCCUUCUAUGAACGUUUAAAUCUGUAACGCAUUCAUGAAUUUCCAGUUCAGCCUUCUGAGCAAGACGUGAAUUUGUCACAUUUCAUCGCAUGGCAGCAUGGACUUGUAGUUAGAGAAAGUUCAGUGAAUAGCAGCUAUGUGUGUGCAAAAUAAAGGAAUGAUUUCAGAAAUA
Messenger RNA from Callithrix jacchus (white-tufted-ear marmoset), 3167 nucleotides. It is a transcript of the gene FGFBP2, whose product is annotated as fibroblast growth factor binding protein 2. Gene Ontology annotation, molecular function: growth factor binding. Lineage: Eukaryota; Metazoa; Chordata; Mammalia; Primates; Cebidae. The record is from RefSeq and is a predicted model, not a curated record. Gene Ontology annotation, biological process: cell-cell signaling.